This is a messenger RNA of Ichthyophthirius multifiliis, 873 nucleotides long. RefSeq names its product leishmanolysin family protein, putative. Gene Ontology annotation, molecular function: metalloendopeptidase activity. Gene Ontology annotation, cellular component: membrane; cytoplasm. NCBI's taxonomy places the organism in Eukaryota, Ciliophora, Oligohymenophorea, Hymenostomatida. The record is from RefSeq and is a predicted model, not a curated record. The transcript has 2 exons. Gene Ontology annotation, biological process: proteolysis; cell adhesion.
AUGAAUUAAUGUGCAGGAGUAAUUAUAGAUGAAUAAGAUGAAUCAAGAAAAUAUGGAACCCCUAAUAGUGAUUUACAUAUAAUAGUUGUAGCAUCAGAUUAAUCAAACUCGUUUUAUGCGAGUGCCACUGUUUGUCAAAUGCUUCCUCGUCCUUCACAUGGUAAAAUAGAUCUAAAUAAAUAAAAUUUUAAUGGAAUAAAUUUUAAUGAAGGAAAGUUCAAUAGAUAUACAUAACUUAUUAUUCAUGAAGUAAUUCACUUAUUGGGCUUUUCUGAUAAUAUAUAUCCUUACUUCAUAAACAAAGCUACUGGCAAAUACUACUCCUUACAAGAAAUCUUAAUAACUAAAUAAGUAAGAGGAUUAUCUACCUAAUUUAUAAAAACACCUAAAGUAUUAAAAGCAGUAAAAGAACUUUAUGCAUGUGAAGAUGCUGAAGGAAUGAAAUUAGAAAAUUAAGGAACUUCAAGUAGUGUAGGCUCUCAUUGGGAAAAGGCUAUAGCUUCAAACGAGAUUAUGGGACCUUCUUUAGUUUAAGGAAUCGCUUAUAUUACAAAAACAACUAUUGCUCUUUUAGAUGACAGUGGAUUUUAUGAAAGUGUUAAUUAUGAUAUGGCUAAAAUAAAUGCAGGAUAUGAUUUAGGAUGUGACUUCUUUUAUUUAGCUUGCAAAAGUUAAACUUAAAAAUAUGAUGUUUUUUGUAGUGGUUAUGAUUCUUGUGAUGAUUUUAAUACAGGAUAUUCAACUUGUAUUUCCUCUUAAUAUAGUGAUGGUUGUAAUAUUUAUUAAACAAUAUCAAAAUCCUAAUGCAAUAACCCUAAUAAUUCUCAUCCUUUGUAAGAUUAAUAUUCUGGAGAAAUGGAACUGGAACGUUGA